Molecule: messenger RNA, 1145 nt
Organism: Physella acuta
Lineage: Eukaryota; Metazoa; Mollusca; Gastropoda; Physidae
Product: 1-aminocyclopropane-1-carboxylate synthase-like protein 1
Source: RefSeq, a predicted model, not a curated record
AUUUUGUAUUUAAGCACGGAACAAUCUCUGUUUGACAUAGUGGAUACCCAUACUACUGACAUUGUUAUAAUUUAAAAUGUCUGAUCAAGCUUCUGAGGCAUCACAGGAUUUAAAACCAGAAAACACUGCAGCUGAGAAAAAAGAAAGCCUUGAAGAUCUCUUAGCAACCCUUGGUCAACAGAUUCGCAACUCAGACUGGCUUCAACAAAACACACCUGAAAAGUUUGAAGAAGAAAAUCCAGAAAUUGCCCAGGUUUUUAAAAAUAUUGCCAAUGACAGCAAAGCAAAAGGUGAUGGUGGGCAGGGUUGAAAGUUCAAGAACAGCUUCCAUGAUUUGCUGUGAUACUACAGACAUUCAAUCUUUUGAAAAACAAGUGAGGCAUGUACAAGAAAUUGUAAAAGAAAAUAGAUCACACAGCGCUUGGUCAAUCUAAGCUUUGAACUAAUAGAUGUGAUUGAAAUAUUUAUUCAUUUGUGACCUUGAUUCCUGUUGUUUAGGAACUGAAAUAGUUUGUUUGGCAGUACCACAUGGGAAGGUUAAUGUUUGUUGCGUUAGAGAUACUAUGAUGUGUAUUUAUUUUUGUUGUUCAGCUGAGUUAUCAGCACUGGAUGUCUGUUGUUUUAAGGAUUAAAAUUUAUACUGUGACUAAUAAUGAGAAAUUAGUUCUCACAUUUUGAUUUGUGUAUAAAACUAUGUCAACAGCUGUGUGGACCUGAUUGUAAAAUUUAAUGAAUGUAUGCCUGAAUGAGAUCUUUUGAUUAAAAUAUUUCCAUCAUUUUUAAGAGUAUGGAGUAUUCAUGCAGUACCAAUAGUUUACUUUACUAUGUAUUUUAUGUAUAGGGGUACUUGAGAAUGAAAAAAUUUUACUGCUGAAAAAAAUAAAUUUAACAUUGAUAUAUAUAAUGUAAUUUCAAUUUAGUUAGAAUUUCUACGCAUAAUCUGUAUGAUAAUAAAUUUUGUUUUAAAUGUUUUAUUCUGUGUGAGGUAUUUAUUUAGUUAGUGUUGGUUGUGGCCUUAAUUCCCCUUCAUUUUGACAAUGGACAGUUCAUUGCUGGGAUGAAUUAGAGCAUGUUGAUUUGUGUGACACCUGUAUGUGAAGGUAUUGUGUGCUCAGCACCACGACUUUUUUGAGGUUUUUGGACAA